Messenger RNA from Heteronotia binoei (common prickly gecko), 782 nucleotides. RefSeq names its product neurocalcin delta (gene NCALD). The record is from RefSeq and is a predicted model, not a curated record. Bases 188 to 769 code for a protein of 193 amino acids. The transcript has 4 exons. NCBI's taxonomy places the organism in Eukaryota, Metazoa, Chordata, Lepidosauria, Squamata, Gekkonidae. Gene Ontology annotation, cellular component: cytosol. Gene Ontology annotation, molecular function: actin binding; tubulin binding; calcium ion binding. Gene Ontology annotation, biological process: calcium-mediated signaling.
GACGUCAGCCGGGAGGCUGGCUCUGUGCUCGGCGUCUUCCGAGCCCAAGGCUUGUGUGAGAAUCUGGCGGUGGAUGCUGGGCUGCUUUCUCUGCCGCCGCCGCCGCCGCUUCCUCCCGGGCUCGCCGGAGCAUGGAGUAUUAAAGCCACGCGUCUUCUGCAGUGCGAGAUAAUUUCCUGACACCAACAUGGGAAAACAGAAUAGCAAGCUACGCCCUGAAGUCAUGCAAGAUUUGCUAGAAAGCACGGACUUUACAGAACACGAGAUCCAGGAAUGGUACAAAGGUUUCCUGAGAGACUGUCCAAGUGGACAUUUGUCCAUGGAGGAGUUUAAAAAAAUCUAUGGGAACUUUUUUCCAUAUGGGGACGCUUCUAAAUUUGCUGAACACGUGUUCCGUACUUUUGACGCUAAUGGUGAUGGAACGAUAGACUUCAGAGAAUUUAUCAUAGCCUUGAGUGUAACUUCCCGAGGAAAACUGGAGCAAAAGCUGAAGUGGGCAUUCAGCAUGUAUGACCUGGAUGGAAAUGGAUACAUCAGCAAGGCAGAAAUGUUGGAAAUAGUCCAGGCAAUCUACAAGAUGGUUUCUUCAGUUAUGAAGAUGCCAGAAGAUGAAUCAACACCAGAGAAAAGAACAGAGAAAAUCUUCCGUCAGAUGGAUACUAAUCGAGACGGAAAACUUUCUCUGGAAGAGUUUAUCCGGGGAGCCAAGAGUGAUCCAUCCAUCGUCCGUCUCCUUCAGUGUGAUCCCAGCAGUGCUGGGCAAUUCUAAAGCAGCUGCUUGG